CUCAGAACUUCAUGUCGGGCAGCGGCGGGGACAUCUUUUCGGCCACCAGCAAGCUCGAGGAUUUGAUGAGCCUCGAGGGGGAGGUGGUGAGGAUGGUGGACAGGUACCUGCAGGCCACGCUCUCCAAGGUGGAGCUCAUGACCAGAUACGUGCAGGACUUUCAACGCCUCAGGAGGAUAGAGGAGGUGGCAGGAGGGCAGAGGCCGGUGCGGAGUGGAGCGGUGGAUCACCCCGUCGACGCCUACCUGCUGGUGAAGCGCCUGACGGUGGAGUGGGCGAGUCUGGAGGACGCGAUCACGGCCCAUGCAAAUUACACUCAAGAGUUGGUCCACCGCGUCGUGGCAUUUCGGGAGCGGACGUCCUUCCCUGUGAUGGAGGACCUUCACGGGGCCGCGGUCGCUCUGGUCAGGCUGCAGGACACCUACCGCCUUAACAUGACCUCGCUCUCCUCGGGCACCCUCGCGCCCGUGACCUCCGCUACUCUCCAGAGUUCCAAGCCCUUAAAUGCCCGCGACUGCCUGUUCCUGGGCAAGCACGCCUUCAACAAGGGUUACUACGACAAGGCCAUCGAGUGGUUCGAGGCGGCCCUGGAGAGGUCCAGCAGCGAGGAGGUCCUGACGGCGCCCAAGGAUGAGAUCGAGCCGUUCCUGCAGGCGGCCAUUAAGGUGCACGACGACGUCCUGGAGAAACGAGGACCGCGGGGAACAGACUGGCAGACGAAGGCCCUCCCCGUCGACAAGACCCUCGCCAGCAAACCCAAGUACCUCGACGCAACCCCCGUGUUCGUCCCCAAGUUGUAUCAACAGCAGAGCGACGAGGAGGAGGAGGAACACUACAACAGGCUGUGUCGCGGAGAGAGACUGAGGGACUGUUGUAAGCCCGGCACUCACGGCGACGAGGAAUGGCUAACACGAUGUAGCAGACAAAGGGCCUCAAGGCAUAUCACAGGUAAAUGCUGGCAGACAGAAGAGAAGGACAAAGGCACUGCACUCCGAAGAGGGAAGGGCAUAUGGGCACAACAUGGAAAGCAGAAGCAGAACACAAUGCCCUCCGAGAAAGAGAUUCGCACUGCAGAUCGGCGACUCGUAGAACACAGCAACAUCCGCACGGUUGCAGUACAUGGGACACAGGAGAAAUACACAUAG
Molecule: messenger RNA, 1145 nt
Organism: Penaeus indicus
Lineage: Eukaryota; Metazoa; Arthropoda; Malacostraca; Decapoda; Penaeidae
Product: prolyl 4-hydroxylase subunit alpha-2-like
Exons: 7
Coding region: 12-1145 (377 amino acids)
Cellular component (GO): endoplasmic reticulum
Molecular function (GO): protein binding; procollagen-proline 4-dioxygenase activity
Source: RefSeq, a predicted model, not a curated record